This is a messenger RNA of Cyphellophora attinorum, 285 nucleotides long. RefSeq names its product 60S ribosomal protein L34-B. The record is from RefSeq and is a predicted model, not a curated record. Gene Ontology annotation, cellular component: ribosome. Bases 1 to 285 code for a protein of 94 amino acids. The transcript has 3 exons. NCBI's taxonomy places the organism in Eukaryota, Fungi, Ascomycota, Eurotiomycetes, Chaetothyriales, Cyphellophoraceae. Gene Ontology annotation, biological process: translation. Gene Ontology annotation, molecular function: structural constituent of ribosome.
AUGGUCUCCCAACGCCUCACAUACCGCCGACGUAACGGCUACAACACCCGCUCAAACAAGGUCCGAGUGGUCAAGACUCCUGGCGGCAGCUUCGUCCCUGCUCUCCGACCUCGCGAAUAUGCCACAACCUCGAAAGCACAAAAGACCGUCCGAAGAGCAUAUGGUGGUUCGCGGUGCGGCAACUGCGUGCGGGAUCGCAUCGUCCGAGCUUUCUUGAUCGAGGAGCAGAAGAUCGUCAAGAAGGUUAUGAAGGAGGCUGAGGGCAAGAAGUCAGGCAAGAAAUGA